Messenger RNA from Hibiscus syriacus, 1719 nucleotides. RefSeq names its product cytokinin dehydrogenase 3-like. Gene Ontology annotation, biological process: cytokinin metabolic process. The record is from RefSeq and is a predicted model, not a curated record. Gene Ontology annotation, molecular function: FAD binding; cytokinin dehydrogenase activity. The transcript has 6 exons. Lineage: Eukaryota; Viridiplantae; Streptophyta; Magnoliopsida; Malvales; Malvaceae. Bases 1 to 1695 code for a protein of 564 amino acids.
AUGGUGUCUACAUGCAUAUGUAUAUCUUACUCUCCUUCUUUCUUCAACCCUUUUGCUUACACUUAUUCUUCGUUAAAUUUCACAAUCUUUGGUUCGCUAAAACGGAAAACAAAAAUAGUAACGAGUUUCCAAAUUCCAGCAUAUUUCACAGCUAUAUUCGUUAUAACCCGUUUGAUGUCCAUCAUCAAGAUAUCAUCAAAGCCGUUUGAUGUCCAUCACAAGGACAUCAAAGCCCUCGACAUCGCGGACAAACUCUCCGUCGAUCCUUCCGCUGUUGAAGCAGCCUCUCGAGAUUUCGGGCACAUUGCGAAAGCAAUUCCCCUAGCGGUUCUUCAGCCUUCAACGCCAAAAGAAAUUGCUGCGCUCAUAAAACUCAGCUACUAUAAUUCAGUUCCUUUCGGCAUAGCAGCUAAAGGGCACGGUCAUUCCCUCAGGGGUCAGGCAAUGGCGAAUAACGGAGUCGUGAUCGACAUGAAAUCGAUGAACAAAUGUCGGAACGGAACCGGAAUCCGAGUCUCGACCGACGGGCUUUACGCUGAUGUCGGCGGCGAACAGCUUUGGAUCGAAGUGCUGAAUAAAACAUUGGAACAUGGACUUGCCCCCGUUUCUUGGACCGAUUAUUUGUACUUAACCGUCGGUGGAACUCUCUCCAAUGCUGGGAUUAGUGGACAAACCUUUCGUUAUGGUCCUCAGAUCAGUAAUGUUCUUGAAAUGGAUGUUAUAACAGGAAAAGCUGAUUUUAUGACUUGCUCGCCAAAGAUGAAUUCAGAGCUCUUUUAUGCUGUUCUCGGUGGUUUAGGCCAGUUUGGAAUCAUAACAAGAGCGCGAAUUCCACUCCAACCGGCAUCCUUACGGGUUAAGUGGGUACGAGUGCUAUACAGUGAUUUCUCCUCAUUUACCAGAGAUCAAGUCCUUUUAAUCUCGAGAAAUGGACGAAAAGAUCAAAACACAUUAGAUUAUUUAGAAGGUUCACUGCUUAUGGAUCAAGGCUCUCCGAAUAACUGGCGAUCUUCGUUUUUCCCACACUCGGAUCACCCCAAAAUAAUUUCAUUGAUAACCAAGCACCGAAUCAUGUAUUGUCUCGAGGUUGUCAAGCAUUACGAUGAUCAAACGAAAAACACAGUCGACAAGGUGAUGAAACAGAUUUUGCAAGGCCUGAGUUACAUGCCUGGAUUCAUGUUUCAGAAAGAUGUUCGCUAUGGAGAAUUCUUGAAUCGAGUUCGAGCUGGGGAACUGAAGCUUGAGUCACAAGGAUUAUGGGAAGUUCCACAUCCAUGGUUGAAUCUUUUUAUACCCAAAUCCCAGAUAUCAGAUUUCAACAACGGCGUUUUCAGAGGCAUUGUCCUUGAACGAAACAUUACUACAGGACCUGUCCUUGUUUAUCCCAUGAACAGACACAAAUGGGAUGAUAGGAUGUCAGCUGUUACACCAGGUGAAGAAAUUUUCUACGCGGUGGGUUUUUUGCAUUCAAGUGGAUUCAAUGAUUGGGAAGCUUUUGAAGAUCAAAAUAUGGAAAUAAUGAAGUUUUGUAAUAGAGCUGGUAUUGUGGUUAAGCAAUAUCUUCCUCAUUACAGUACCAAGGAUGAAUGGGUUCAUCAUUUCGGCUCAAAAUGGAAGAUCUUUCAACUAAGGAAACAUCAGUUUGAUCCAAGAAUGUUAUUGUCACCGGGACAAAGAAUUUUUAAUAAUAAUUAAUAUAUUUGUAUUUUUAAGGAUUUU